ACAAUAUGACGGGAACUGUGCUAAAAAUAGUUAUUCUGCAUAUUUUCAUAGCAGUCGUUAAUUCUGCGCCAAUCAAGGAUGAAAGUUUAGCAGAAAUAAUCGAAAAUAAUUAUACAAUUGACGUAAAGGGUAACUACGUCUUCAGUUUUAAAACAACUAAUGAUCUUAUACGAUACGAGGAAGGUAUAGUAGUGAAUUCCGGUGAACCAAAUGAGCACAUAGAAGUCUACGGCUAUUAUUCAUACAUAAAUGACGCUGGUGAGCCUGUUAGAGUUGAUUACUCCGCAACUGAAGAAGGAUACAAAAUUGGAGAUGAGCAGAAAGAUAUGACUAUUUCUGCAUUACCUCAGAGUGUCGUCGCUUCACUUGUAGGAUAAAAUAGUCUGUGAAAUUAAUACAAUGUUUCUUUUAUUAAACUUACUAACGUUCACUGACCAGUUUUUUAAUGUUUAGAUCAAUAGCGUACAAUCUAUCAUAGCAAUUUAGUUUUUUCAGGAAAGUUAAAAAAAUUCAAUAAAAUUUAAAGGUAUCACGGGCGAUCUUAUUCUUUGAAGUGAAAUCUUCUAGAAAAUCAUUACAUAGUAAAGAAUCAGGAAAAGAAAAGUGUGAAUCCUGGCGUGCUUACCGUUUACUGCUUUUUAUUCAAAUAAAGAUUGGAUCUUCAAA
Bombyx mori (domestic silkworm) is the source of this 666-nucleotide messenger RNA. RefSeq names its product cuticular protein RR-1 motif 31 (gene CPR31). NCBI's taxonomy places the organism in Eukaryota, Metazoa, Arthropoda, Insecta, Lepidoptera, Bombycidae. The record is from RefSeq and is marked provisional.